UUAUUCGAUGAACAAUCGAAGUGCCAUUUCUCUAAGAAUGCUGUAUUUUACUUCUCCGAAGAACUAAUUUUCCUUUACAUGUAAAUUGUGUGGGAUUUUGGAAUUUUUCCUUUUUCUUUCAAAAAGCGAAAUCUUAUUAAUAUAUAUAUAUAUUUUACUAAUAUAGAUUCGUUCAAUCAUGGGUGAGCAAAUAAAGUUCAUAAUUCAAGAAUUGAAUAAAGAACCUUUCAAUAAAAAGUUUAACCUUAUAAGUUUUGAUUCACUGAGAACUGAUAAUCUCCUACAAAUUCUAAAUGAUGUAUUUGCAGAAAUUGAUCUAAAGAUGAAAACGGAUGUUCGAGCUGAAGAUCCUGAGCAAAUGGUCUUGAAAAGUUUGAACUUCUUGAAAGUUCUAAAAUAUAAGCCUCCUGAGACUAUGGAUCUGAGUGAUUUCAGACAAGGUUUAGUAACUGGUGAAAAAUCUGUCAUUUAUCAUAUUUUGGAAUGGAUGUUACGUAGAAUUCCUGAACUGAAGAAGCGAGCUUACUUGGCACAAUUUCUUAUGAAAGUGGAGCUGCCACCUGAUAUUGAAGGUGAUGCUGACAUAAUGGAGCUUUAUGAACAGUAUGAUAAUGUUAUUGAAGAGUUUAAAGAAGUCCACAAGCAAUAUGAAGUUUUGAAGUCUAGUGGUUUUUCCACACAAGAAAUUCGCAAAGAUUUAGAACACAUGGAAGAAGAAAGAGAUCAACUCAUGAAAAAAAUUGAUAGACUUAAAAUGAAGGUGGAAAGCCAUCCAAAUGUGGAAGCUAUGUUGUCUGUGGCAAAGAGUCUUCGAGAGGAAAGAGAUCUUGCAGAAAAUUUGAGCAGACAAAAAAUGGAACAAAGAAAUGCUCUGACUCAUGCUGAGCAGAAAAUUCAACGAUUAAACCAGCAGUUGAAAGAGCUCAAACUUUCAAGUCUUGGAGCAACUCCAGAAACAUUAGUACAGAAAUUAGAAGAAAGCAUUAAAGUGAAUUCAUAUUUAGUGAAGGAAAAAUUACCUAAAGAAAUUGCCACGCAGAAAAAAUAUAUAACAGAUUUACAAAAGAUUAUCUCACAGCCUGCUUUAACUCGAGCAGAUUUGGAUCAAAUAAAUAACAAAAUUCAAGAAGUGAACAAUGAAAUACAUGAAUUUAUUGAAAAUCGAAUGAGAAACAAUAAUCCAAUUGAUGAUAAAUUAUCUCUUUUUAGACAACAGGUGUCUAUCUUGUCUCAUAAGAAGGAACGUGCAGCUGAGGAGCUAAAUGCUGCUCGAGCUCAAUUAGCUGAAUUACAAGCCCAGUUAGAAGCAAAGAAAAUUGAUAACAAAGGAGGAGAGGGUGAAUUCUUAAAAGGGGAUGAGUUCAAACGCUAUGUGAAUAAGUUAAGAGGGAAAAGUAACAUCUAUAAAAAGAAACGCCAGGAAAUGGCGGAAUUGAAAACAGAAUGUGGCAUCCUUUCAAGGACAGUUGAUAUUUUGCAACAAAAAGAAGCAGUUCUAUCUAAAACUUUGGCUCAACUUGAAAUGCAAAAGGGGGUAAGUGGUUAUCAUUCUGCACAAGAUGAAUUAGAGAAGGUAUCCUCCAUAAAAGCUGAAUUAGAUGAAAAAAAAGGACAGACUUUGGAAGAGAUGUCAAUAAUGGUGCAGAAACUCAAUAUGAAGAUAGCAGAAAAAAAGGCCCGCUUAGCUCCAGUUAUUAAAGAAUUGAGACCCUUGAGGCAGCAAUGUCAGGACAUGUCUUUUGAGUAUGAACAGAAGAAGCAAUCCUAUGAUUCCUGUGCACUAGGCCUGGAAAGUAAUAUUUCAAAAAUUGAACAGGAAGUGAAUGCUUACAAAGAAGAGAUUACAGAAGCUGAACAUUUAUAUCACACAUUAAAUGUGAAGAUACAAAUGCUUGAGAAACAAAAUGAGAGGGUAGCUGAGGAAAUUAAAUCAUAUGUUUCAAGUGAUGCAGCUGAUAAGAAAAAGUCUAUCAGGGAACAAUAUAAUAAAAACAUCCAAGAACAAGAAGCUAGAACCAAAGUGCUACGAGAGCUACAGAAGGAAGUUAAAGAAAAUCAGGCUCAUAAUGAAAAACAAAUGCAGAUGUGGAGCAAUCUGCAGAGGUUGCUUGAAUGCAAAAAGAAAUGUCGAGAGGAAGAAAAUCGAUCCAAUAAAGUUGUUUCUACAGGAACAACAGACAGGUUGAUUUUGUGAACAAAAUCUAUGGUGGAAGUCUUGUAGAUUAAGACUACUGUUUUAGAGAAUUUGAUCUAGUCCUUAUUUUAAUAUGUAAAU
Molecule: messenger RNA, 2275 nt
Organism: Argiope bruennichi
Lineage: Eukaryota; Metazoa; Arthropoda; Arachnida; Araneae; Araneidae
Product: intraflagellar transport protein 81 homolog
Exons: 14
Coding region: 179-2194 (671 amino acids)
Biological process (GO): intraciliary transport; cilium assembly
Cellular component (GO): cilium; intraciliary transport particle B; centrosome
Molecular function (GO): tubulin binding
Source: RefSeq, a predicted model, not a curated record